AUGGAUUUCAGAAAAAAUACAGUAAACAAAUGUCGUAAUGAAAGUAUAAAUGGUAGAUUAUUUUGGAAAGCAAUAGUUGAACUUGUACCUUCCACGCCUUCUGUAACUCAGCUUCUUAAUAUCUAUUUAAAAUAUGUACAUUUAGAUAUGUUUAUAUGCUCUUCGAUUAUGGGAUGGAUCUAUAUCACUGAUGAUGAAGCAAGGCUUUUACUAAAUGUCAUUAAUGAAGAACAUAGUAAUUUUACAUUUGGGAAAGAGAGGUUCUUAGCAGGAGAAGAUUAUAUUGUCAGUUUAAAAGAUGUUUAUGAAUUUUAUACAUUCAUAAAUGUAUGUUAUAAUAGAUUACUAUGCAUAAAUAAAAAAGGUCAAGAUGAAAAGUGCGGUUUUAUACAAAUUAAUAACUUUGAAUCUAUUGUUCCAUAUUGUAUUAUUGAUAACCAAAAAUAUUUACCACUAUUCUACUUUAAAAAGGAAAAACAACACCUAAUAGAUCGAGCUAUAAAAAUAAAAGAUUGGAACUUAGCCUAUCUCAAGUUCUGUUGGAAAGUGCAGGGUAUCAGAGAUGAAUUGUUUGCUGGUAGCUAUUGCACAAUGGUCAGUGUUGAUAUUAUCAAAAAAUAUUUUCCACCAGAAACACAUUUUGAGGAUUUUUGGCCACAUGAAACGCAUAAUUCACAUCUCCCUAUUAAUCAGAAUUCAUCCACCCAUGUCAACCUGCAAGGUGCACUCCCUCAAGCUCCCCCUCAAGCAGAACCUGCUGAAUUUACUGAAGAUCCGGUAACCGGCUGCGGUUGUAGUGAUGAAGAAAUGGAGCUGACGGUAAUCGCGGUUAGUGUUAUUGCAUUAUACGGUUUAUUAUAUAUCAUCGGUGGAUGUAAAUCCGGAACAUUUUAUGAUUCUGUAGAAUUGUACAGCCCCAUGUGGCGUAUCUACGGGAGUAUGGGGGUCAUAUCCCCCCCCACCGGGAGACCAAAUGUUGUGCACAAUACAACAUGUAUAUAA
Macrosiphum euphorbiae (potato aphid) is the source of this 1002-nucleotide messenger RNA. Lineage: Eukaryota; Metazoa; Arthropoda; Insecta; Hemiptera; Aphididae. The record is from the annotation of a GenBank genome assembly.